AUGUCCAACUCAAGUAGUUUGGCUCCGGUGAUUUCUGAAAAUUCGGAGGUUUUGCAAGAAAUCACCAGAGAGGAUGUGCUUUUAGCAGCUGCAAUUAUUUUCUUUGUGGCAUUUUUCGGCUUAAUCUUUAAUUUAUUGGGGAUUACUGUAGUGAUGAAGAAUCCGAUUCUCAAAAACUCCUUCGGAACUCUCUGUUUAAGCCAUUCAAUUGCAAAUAGUGGUGUGCUUUUUGUAUUUUUUAUUUGGUCCGCACCGACGACUUAUAUACAAGCUCAAAACGUUGGUGGCAUGCUCGGCAAGUUGCUCGGUCAGCUGAACAUUUUGUGCUGGGACGCGUGUGUUUAUUCUCAUUUGGCAAUUUCUUUUAAUAGAUUUUUUUCAAUUGCAAUUCCGGCAAGAGCUAUAUUCAUAUUUUCCCGCCAAAAUACAUUAGUCAUUAUCGGAAUUGUAUGGUUCAUUGCGUUUUGUCACAUUUUCCCUUAUUUCUGGUACGACAAAUGCUUCAUAACAUAUAACCCAAUUUCUUGGACAUGGAACUUUGCACCAACAGAGUGCGGACAUGUGAUUUCCACGUAUACGGACUAUUAUACAAGUGUAGCCAUUUUUAUUGCGAUGAGCUCUGUGGAUAUCAUGACUUUGAUCCUUCUAAUCUUCCACCGAAAACACACAAGCUUCGCGUCAAGCGAAGAAUCCCAACGGCGACGAAAAGUGGAAAUUCGAUUUUUCAUGCAAUCCUGCUUACAGGGAAUCCUAUUUUUCUAUGAAAUAUUUAAUUUCUAUUAUGUGAGCACUUUGAACACAAAUCAAUGGUACGUCUUCUUCACCGCCACUUUUGCAUGGGAGAUUUGUCACUGUUUGGAUGGAUUCGUCGUGGUGCUCUUCCACUUCCGUCACCGCAUAUUCCUCGGAGACGCCAGUCGGUUGAUUCGAGUUCGCGGACCGUCGGACCACACAAAAUCAAUGGUUUCCCGAUACUGA
Caenorhabditis elegans is the source of this 978-nucleotide messenger RNA. It is a transcript of the gene srx-13, whose product is annotated as G-protein coupled receptors family 1 profile domain-containing protein. NCBI's taxonomy places the organism in Eukaryota, Metazoa, Nematoda, Chromadorea, Rhabditida, Rhabditidae. Gene Ontology annotation, cellular component: membrane. The record is from RefSeq and is marked reviewed. Bases 1 to 978 code for a protein of 325 amino acids. The transcript is spliced from 8 exons. Gene Ontology annotation, molecular function: G protein-coupled receptor activity. Gene Ontology annotation, biological process: signal transduction; G protein-coupled receptor signaling pathway.